GGGGCGCAGCCGGCGCACGCGCAGCGCCUCGGUAAACAAGGGGUGGGGAGGGAAAGGCCCGAGGCCCCGCCCACAUCGCGGCGUGAACGUUCCACGGGCUUCCCUCCCUUUUGCUUUCGGGCAGGGGAAGCGAGCUUUCCCCCUUUCUCGGCGGCGGCGGCGGCGCCUGCGCGCUGGCCUCAACAUCCGGGCACUGGGGCAGGAUGAAUGCUCCUUUCCAAGAUGGCGGCGGAGGGAGGAGGGAAGGAGAUGAACGAGAUUAAGACCCAGUUUACCACCCGCGAGGGGCUGUACAAGCUGCUGAGCCACUCGGAGUACAGCCGGCCCAACAGGGUGCCCUUCAACUCGCAGGGCUCCAACCCCGUCCGCGUCUCCUUCGUCAACGUCAACGACCAGAGCGGCAACGGCGACCGGCUCUGCUUCAAUGUGGGCCGGGAGCUCUACUUCUACAUCUACAAGGGGGUCCGCAAGGCUGCUGACUUGAGUAAACCAAUAGAUAAAAGGAUAUACAAAGGAACACAACCAACGUGUCAUGACUUCAAUCAUUUAACAGCCACGGCAGAAAGUGUUUCUCUACUAGUGGGCUUCUCUGCAGGCCAGGUGCAACUUAUAGAUCCUAUUAAAAAAGAAACUAGCAAAUUAUUUAAUGAGGAAAGACUAAUAGACAAGUCCAGAGUAACUUGUGUAAAAUGGGUUCCUGGUUCAGAAAGCCUCUUCCUAGUAGCUCAUUCCAGUGGCAAUAUGUACUUGUAUAACGUGGAACACAAUUGUGGUACCACAGCCCCACACUAUCAGCUACUCAAACAAGGAGAAAGUUUUGCAGUCCAUACAUGCAAGAGCAAAUCUACACGAAACCCUUUGCUUAAAUGGACAGUAGGCGAGGGGGCCCUGAACGAAUUUGCUUUUUCCCCAGAUGGGAAAUUCUUGGCAUGUGUAAGCCAGGAUGGCUUUCUUCGUGUAUUUAACUUUGAUUCUGUGGAGUUGCACGGUACAAUGAAAAGCUACUUUGGAGGGCUGCUGUGCGCAUGUUGGAGCCCCGAUGGCAAAUACAUCGUGACAGGCGGAGAAGACGACUUAGUGACUGUCUGGUCUUUUGUGGACUGCCGAGUGAUAGCUAGAGGCCACGGACACAAAUCCUGGGUCAGCGUCGUGGCCUUUGAUCCGUAUACCACUAGCGUAGAAGAAAGCGACCCAAUGGAAUUCAGCGGCAGCGACGAGGACUUCCAAGACCUUCUUCAUUUUGGAAGGGAUCGAGCAAACAGCACGCAGUCUAGGCUAUCUAAAAGGAACUCUACGGACAGUCGUCCAGUAAGUGUCACAUAUAGGUUUGGUUCAGUGGGCCAGGACACGCAGCUAUGCUUAUGGGACCUAACAGAAGAUAUCCUCUUCCCACACCAACCCCUCUCGAGAGCAAGGACACACACAAAUGUCAUGAAUGCAACCAGCCCACCUGCAGGAAGCGGUGGAGCUAAUCCAGGCAGUAAUGGAAACAGCAUCACAACACCUGGGAACUCUGUGCCCCCUCCUCUUCCACGGUCCAAUAGCCUUCCACAUUCUGCCGUCUCCAAUUCUGGCAGUAAAAGCAGUGUCAUGGACGGCGCCAUUGCCUCUGGCGUUAGUAAGUUUGCAACCUUAUCACUACAUGAUCGGAAGGAGAGGCACCACGAAAAAGACCACAAGCGAAACCAUAGUAUGGGACAUAUAUCUAGUAAGAGCAGUGACAAACUGAACCUAGUUACUAAAACCAAAACGGACCCAGCAAAAACUUUGGGAACGCCCCUGUGUCCCAGAAUGGAGGAAGUUCCUUUGUUAGAGCCUCUUAUCUGUAAAAAGAUAGCACACGAAAGACUGACUGUGUUAAUUUUUCUUGAAGACUGUAUAGUCACUGCUUGUCAGGAGGGAUUUAUUUGCACAUGGGCAAGGCCUGGUAAAGUGGUAAGUUUUAACCCUUAAUGCUGCAUCAAAGAAGUAGAACUUGAAUAGGUAGUUUUUCUCAAAACAUAACUGAAUGUUGAAUAUAAAAUUUCUUUAUGCUUAAUGUAAAAAAGAAAAAGGAAAAAAAGAAAAGAUUAUUUCCUCAGAGCCAUACUUUUGGAUACUGCAUGCCAUAUUUCUGAACGAUUUGAAGUGUCUGGCCCAGGUAAAGUUCUUUUGAAAUACAGUUGCCUUCCAGCUGGAGAAGUGUUGUGUAUCCAAAGUGUCCGUGAUAGUUUUCCUAUAUUUUCAAAAGCUAUUUUUGUAUAACAUGAUUCAGACAAAUCUAAAAAAAAAUCAACUAGUGAGGGUAGAAUUGUAAGGGCAUUCAGGAUAUCGGAUUGGUUGCAGCUUGCGUAAGCUGUAGCUUUGCAUAACAUGCAUUCUGGGUAAAUUGAAGUUGGAACAUUUAUUCUGACAGGAAUCCAUAAAGCAGGGUCUGUUCUCACUUUUUUUUUCUUUCCAAAAGUUAGUCUCUUCCUCCUUCGGUGAUCAUCUCAAGAGCAGUUUUUAGUGUCGCCAUUUAAAAUUUGAAUAAACUUGGUAUUAAAUAUACAUUGUAAUAUUCUGAUCUUUAAUAUCAAUCUUCUCCAAAUAUGUAAGGUCACUUUUUUAAAAAAAAGCUUCCUAGUGAAUUGUAUCCCUUACUCAUUUCUACCCCCUAAUCACUUUACAGAACGUUUGUGUUAAAGGUAUUUUUAAUUCAUGCAUUUUUCAUUAAAUCCACAGGCUUAAAAUGUGGCACUAGUGAUGUCUUCUUUCAUGUUAAGAAACUGAAAUUAUCUAUUUAAUAUUUAGUACUUUCUACUGAUAAAAAUUAUUUUGCCUUCAAAUACUCAUGGGCAAUUUGCAGGCUAUGGCCAAGCUCCAAGACUUUUGAGGUGGCUUUUGGGCAUGCAGUUUGGUUGACUUUGGCUUGCUCUUCUCAGAGGGGGCUCCCCAAAAGGAACCAAUAAGGGUUGGGGGGAUCCAUCCUUUAAUUCAGAACCCAACACUGUGUGAGGGGUUAGAGCUGCAAGCAAAGACUUGGGAAGCCCAGUGUGUGCAUUGGAAUGCACACAUGGGUUCUCCUGAUCUCUGCCUAUGAUGGAUAAACCAGCAAAAGACCCUAAAUGGCAGCUGGUUAUCUUCUGGAGAUCUUCCUGAAGGUUCCUAAACUUUGUUCCUAAAUCUUCCAAAACUUGGAAAGUGUUGUUGAGAGUUUCCGAAGUGCAUCUGUUUUACAAAAUUAACACUCUUCCAGUAGACAUUAAUGCCCAUUUUGACUGUAAGGAUUCACAGCUUCUCUAAAAUAUGUAAUAAUUAGAUAUAUUAAGUGAAAUCUUAUCAAACAUGUUCUGGUAUGUAAUGUCACCUGUAUGCCUUAUCUUGGAUAGACAAUCUGGAAAAAUAUGGCAUUGCUUUUCGUGCGGGGGGGAAAGCAAAUGGUAAGGAUAAAGGACAAAACUGUCUAUGUUCCCAAGUGCUAAAAUCAUGGAAAUGUGUGUAUUUCUGUGCCAGGGGCCAAACAGUUUGGAAGGUAAUUUUGCAGAUGUGCAUUGCUGAGCUAUCGUUGGUAGCUAUCCAAGCCCCUCUGCUUACUAUAUUCUAAAGUAACUUAACAUUCACCCUUUGGCUAUUUGCAUUUCUAAUAAGUAAAAAUUCUGCAAAGAAGUUGUGUUUAAUCGGUACAGGUCGUAACUUGCACGCAAAUGACAAUUUGAUUUGGAGCACAUUUCAAAUAUUUCAGAGAUAAGUAUGCAGUACCAAAAGCUAGGAUUUCUCUAUUUGGCCAAUGCGGAAAUCUUUAAUUAAAGGUAAGUUUCAUGCUGAUGUUGUUCACUAGGUCUUUGAAAACUAAUAUCACACACUGAUGUAAAUGCCAUAUUGUUUAGGAUGUGUUUAUUUAGAAUGGGUUUCAAAUUAUUAUUAUGCUUUAUUUUUGCAGUCGGUGAGCUCACUCAGCUGGCCUAAAUUAGCAAGUUAGGUGAUAUGUUUACAUGGCUCUGGCCAAGAAAGUCUUUGUUCCAGAAAGGUGUUAAUAAGCACCAUUUUCGUUCUAUAGGAGAGCACUUACUAAACUUUAUACUUAUUUAAUGAGUCUUCAGAAACACUCAUGGUAACAUAUUUCUUUCCCUUGGGUUAUACACUGCAUAUGUUAGUCUUGCCUAUAGUUUAGUUCCGUAGCUUUUAAAGAGUUUAAAGCUGCUACCUUCCCGCGUUGACAUUUCUCUCCCAGACUCCUCGAAAACUACUUCCAUUGCCCUUUUCCUCUGCUGAAUUUGUUUCCCACCCACCUUUUGGCAGAGUUGGAAAGAAGGGCCACAAACUUCCAGUUUGAGGAGCAAAUGGGCCAGAAGACUCAACCAGUUGCGCAGUCUGAAACCUCACUGCUACUGAGCCAACCCUGUCGUUUUCCUUCCUCACCCGUCUGUCUGCCAGGCUGAUGCAGUCAGGAAAGCAAAUGUUAUUUUCUUGAGAAGAACAGGGUUCAAAUAGGCAGGAGUGGGCAACCUGCGGUAUUCGUAUUGGGCUCCCUUCAGCCCCAGCCAUCAUGGCUGAUGGUUGAGGACGAUGGGAGUUGUAGUCUGACCACACCUGGAAGGCCGCAGGCUAACCCAUCCCUGGUACGGACAGUCCCUCCCUAGAAUAAACAUAUUUUGUCUGGCUGAUACUUGGCUAGACUUGAGUCUCAGAGACCCAUAGGGCAGAGGAAGCCAAUGUAGUGCCCUUCAUAUGUCACUGGACAAUAUCUCCCCCCACUCCCGCCAUAGGGCACAGACAGACUCACUGCUGGGUUGGAGCAAGAAGAUCUACGCUACAAACAUUAUGACCUCUGUGUAGCAUUCGCAUCAUGUCUUGAGCUUCCUUAACUUCCUUUCUCUUUCGAAAUGCUACUUAAACACGAGUUCAGAUCUAAAGUACCAUGUUCAGCAGAAAACGUGGGGCAAGCCCAUGUUGCAUACCGCAGCAACAUUUUAGAAGUGCACUAAUUUGUGGGAGAAACUACCUACUUCACAGGAAACAAAACUUCUCAGUAAUGACUUUGUAAAAAUAUAUAUAUAUAUAUAUGCUGUACUACUGGAAAGACAAAACUGCUUGUCUAUCUCUUGGCCAUUUCCUUCCCGAUUACAUCGUAUGGCAGAGAUGGCAGGGAAGCUUUUGCAUUUCUUUUGCAGUGCUACUGUCACACAUGGAGGUGUUGCUUUCAGUAGCAGGCUAAUCUGCAGCCCUCCAGGUGUUACUGGACUUGCAGCUCUCAUCAAGCCCCAUGCAGCAGAGCCCAAAGGCUGGGGGUGAUGGGAGCUGCAGUCUAGCAAAACCUGUAGGGCCACCGCAUCUUUAUCCCUGAUCUACAACCCCAUGUAAUUUCAAGGGGAACUUGCCACUACUUAACCGGGAAACUCCUGGUAAGAAAGAGUGGACAACUGCAAAUGAAUACAGUAGUUGAGUGAAAUGGCAGCAUAUACCCUGGCUGAGAAAAUGUGUUACCACUUUGUACAACAAAAUGCACAUGAAAUUUAGAAUAUUUAUUUGAACUAUAUUGUACAGGGAAAAUCUAGAGUUAAAUUAUAGAACGUCCUUUAGUUUUCCAAUAAACAGGAACUAUAUAGUACAGCAUCAUGUUUAAAUGAGUUCUAUCAUUGCUGUUUUAACAGACAUUUUGUUUUACUAUUUGGGCACGGGAAGACGUCACGUUUACUACUAAAUCUUCAUUGGCAAAGGGCAUUUCAUUUGUUAGAGCUGAAGUAUAAAGUGCUGUUGGGAAGUACUAUCUUAUUUCGUUUGAUUUAAUUUUAAAUUCAGGGAUGGUUAGGAAUUGCUAAAUCAGUUCUUGAUUUUGAGGUUGCCAUGAUAUAAAAUGGAAUAUAUGGAACCAUAAACACUGCAAACGGGAGUUCGGAUUCCUUGAAAUAUUGCCAUGCAAAGUUCUCGGGAUUGGUGUUGACUUAGUACACCAGGUUUAGAAGCUGCCCAGUUGAGAGUGGGCCAGUUACUUCUGUGAAGCCAGGAAAGAGUAAUUGCCUUAUUAUGUGGGUGUCCAGAUUAGGAGGGAAAGAUUCUUACUAAAGACUUUUCAGAAAUGCUUGAUCUUUUGGAACUCAGUUAUGUACUUGAAAAGACUGUAUAUGUCUCCACCUACCACGUUAAAGCUACUAAAUUUGCAUUUAGAAUAACUGCUGGCCUGCUUGUGUUCUUAAAGAAAGAAAACCAGCUAAUUUACUGUCACAUAACUUGUGUAAAGUUUAAAAGCGAGACUUUUUUCCUGCAUUUAUGAAAUCUGUAUACAUGAAUUUGUUAAGAUUGACACAUUAGGUGAUACUGUACAAAAUUGUAAUGAUAUAGUGGAAAAAAAUCAACAGUAAAAUUCAUAUGUAUUUUCUUUAUAAACGUCCAUCUAAUUUCUUGACAACUUGAAUAAAUUUCAUAAGAGCCUUUCUAACAUAACAAAUUGUUAAACUAAAUUGACUGUUGCAAUAAUAAUGAAGCUUUAAUAAGUAUUGUUAUAUUUAUAAUUUUAAAAAAAUCAUGUUUGUUUCAUACUGCUUAUUUUUUAGCGUUUUAUGUCACUGUUUCAGCUGAAGAACCCUACUAAAUACUUGACAUUACAGAAUAAUUUACUGGGGUUGUCCUCUGUAUACUGACAUUAAAUAAAAAGUGUGACUGAACUGUAAAAUGUA
Podarcis muralis (Common wall lizard) is the source of this 6635-nucleotide messenger RNA. The record is from RefSeq and is a predicted model, not a curated record. NCBI's taxonomy places the organism in Eukaryota, Metazoa, Chordata, Lepidosauria, Squamata, Lacertidae.